AUGUGCCUCCCCGGUGGUCGCCCUGCCUUUUUCCAGUUCGUGACGCCAAUGAUUGUAAUGUCUGAGGUUAAUGCAAUCGUCCACCUUAAGAAUGGUCUAGAUUUCCGGUGGCAAGAGGAGGUCAUGCUGUUCAAUCCAUUCGAUCGAGAUAUGCUCCUGUAUGGAAGCACCGUUCACCCGUCUGACCAGCUGCUUGAACCUCAGCUCGUUUUUGAAGCGCAAGCUCGUGUGUCCCGGCAUCUUCGUUCAACUUAUCCACAGCCGCUGCCUUGUGUGUCGCACGGAGCCCAUGGUGGUGGAUAUACUCCUGGCGCGACCACCGCUGUAUGUAGCAACUCUCGUCUAGCGUUCACGCACCAUCAUCUACAACCCGUAUCGCCUUCUCAAAGCCCUCUCUCGGGCCAGUCAAGCGGUCUUCCGACUCCAUCUGAGUCCUUCCACCGCCAACCGUCUUUCAGACAGAUACAAACCCAGAUCAGCACGCAGGAAAAUCAGCCAACUAUGGCGUAUUCCGGCCAUCAGCAGCAGGGUCUUGUCUAUCAAGAAGGGAGUGGCCAUAGACAGCGGAAUGGAAUAAUGCAACCCAAGAUGAUUAAGCCCGUAUCUAAUCCACCCUUAUCGCCCCGGAAUAGCUCAAAAACAAAUGAAGAAGCUGAGAAAGAGAUUCCAGUUAGCCUAAAGGGCUCGAAGCACUACUUCGAGCCUAGAACGGUUUACCAACGGUACAAUCCAACGCUAUACCAGAAACCUGGUUACAAUUUUACCGAUAGCGACACCAAGAUGCGCUAUCGCGACUAUGCCGGCCGUAUCUCGUUUAAGACUCGGUCGGAUUGCUACCUUCAUCACCACGAUGGUUACCUUCGCAAUAUAUGUGUUGCGGCUACCGAUGAUAUAUUCGAGGGUCCAGGAACUUCAACCUGGAAGAGGACUUAUAUUCGUAAGGUCGGUCCUAUGAAGGUCCGCAUUGCAACCUGGGUUUUUGACUUUAGUUACGACCCUGAGAGCUGGAAGGACUGGGGUAUUAUGGUCUUAAGAGCCCUCCCUGCUGGGAUUGCCAUGACCAUUUGUUUCCUGGGUGGGCGCAAGGUUAUGCGGCGACACCUCUUUUAUGCCCCAGUUCUGUACAAGUUCUACGGCGACGCCAAGGUAUGGAGCAACUUACUUGAGAACCAGAAGAGCCUUUCCCUCAUGGCUCAGAACAACCAAGUCUAUCACAUGCUGCGACCUCGAUAUUUGUGCUUUCUUCGUGAGCCAUUCAAUAAUGAGAACAGAGGAAUCGACGUCCAUAACGUCGCCGAGUGGGAACAUAACGUAGAUGAUCAAGAUGUCAGCCUUGAUUAUCUAUUCGUGGCUUACUCGGCUGAACACUUCAGCCAUGACUCGGACCAGGAUAUGAAUGCCCUUCACCACAUUGCUGAGACAGCCUGCCGGGCUGCGAAGCUGCCCGCGUAUUGGAUCGCCUGCAGCUGCAUGUGCGAUGAGAAUGAGGUAGAAUCAGAUGUUUAUCGUAUCUCUGACGUUCUCCGUGGAGCGAGAAGGAUGGUGAUUGCCGUUGGGCGUGGUAAGUCUGCGGUAUCAGGAGGCAAGACCACUACCCAACAUCUCCUUCGUGAAUGGGGUGGCCGAAUGUGGACAUUCCCUGAGGUUCUUCUCAGCCCCGGCCGUACUAUUUCGGUCUAUACUCGUGGCAGCGACCUCCAGUCACCGCUGGUAGUUGCAAAAAACCAGUUCGCUGCCCAAGUAUGGACAUAUAUGGAUCCAGAUGUCGCGCGCCACUUGAUUGACCACUACCUGGGAACUAUCAGUCUGAGCCGUCUAGAGCUGGCUGUGCUGGCGUUGAAGUGUUUAUAUAGUCGGCUCACUACAGAAUAUCUUCCUGGUGAUCACGCAUAUGCCCUUAUGGGUCUUUUGAGAUUGCGACCCCAGAUCGACUGCACUGACACAGACUUCCAGGCCUUCUCUAGAUUAUCUCUAGCUAAUGACUCUGACAGACUCAUUGAGCGCUAUAUCUGCACUCUCCCCAUAGAUGAGAAGCAGCAAUGGUUUGAUAUGGAGGAUACUUAUCAGUCGUCGCUCUGGGAUAUUGUGCCCUAUUGCCAAGUUGCAGGCAUUGCAGAAAAUGACACUAUCAUCAUUGAUGGCGCUUGGGGUGUUUCGAUCUCUUGGGACGCCUUCUACCCCGUCUACUGGUCUACUGGUCCUGCAUUGAAGCGCUCGCUUGCCGAUUAUGCCGUUCAGUUGAAUGGAGUGUUGCUCAUUACUGCCAUCAGUUUUCUCGCCGGUGGCGCAGCGUCCAAGCAAGGCGGCCUAAUCGCCGUUGGUGUCAUCUUCCUUCUCCUGUUCCUUUGGGUCUUGGUCAUAACACCGAGCCUGGUGCGAGUUAUGUAUAGUGGCAAGUUUGCCGACACUCAAGCCGAGAUGUUCGGCUUUGAAGGCCAUCUUAACGCUUCGACUAUUGAGAGAGCGAUCUUUGGUGGUAACUUUGGGCGAUUCUGCUGGAGCACUAACGGAAGUCCCCUGAGUCGAAGCGUCGUUAAUGAGUUUGGUGAGCGUCUCGGCAUCGACCCUUGCAAGGACCCUGAGGUGCGAAUGAAAGUUGAGGUGGCAAAGCAAGCCCGUCCAGGACAGAAAAGAAUCUUCACCCUCGUUGACACCUACAACAUGGAGUUGACGAUGUUUGAGGCCGUUAGGCCACCUGUAACGCUCAUGUUCUGUGCUUCAGAAAGUGGCAUGCAGCGAGCUAUCGGGUGCUCUUAUGAAUGGGAGACAUCCACGAUGUACCGAGAGACGGUGUUGAGAAUGCCCACUACCGCUCUCAACCGCAUGGGUCGAGUUCCCCGGUUUCGACUGGGUAUUAAGCGACCUGUUUAUCCUUCUGUUCCGCUCGAUGGAGCUGUAUGA
Molecule: messenger RNA, 2901 nt
Organism: Fusarium redolens
Lineage: Eukaryota; Fungi; Ascomycota; Sordariomycetes; Hypocreales; Nectriaceae
Exons: 9
Coding region: 1-2901 (966 amino acids)
Source: RefSeq, a predicted model, not a curated record